Molecule: messenger RNA, 2351 nt
Organism: Cuscuta epithymum
Lineage: Eukaryota; Viridiplantae; Streptophyta; Magnoliopsida; Solanales; Convolvulaceae
Source: the annotation of a GenBank genome assembly
UAGAGUCCUAAUUUUGGAAAUUUCAUACGCUUACGUCUUAUUUGUAAAAUUUUCCCUAACUACAAUCCUCCUAAAAGUGCAAGGAUAUAUAGACCCAUAGAUCAGAGAGUUCUUCUAAAUCCUAAUGGGCACAGACGAAGAAGAUAGAUUUCUUCUGGAAGGCGGUUUGCUUCAUCAGGUUGUCAGAAUGAGAGCAGCAGAAUCCAUACAGGAGAUGGUUCGGUUGACAGGAAAGGGAACCCUGCUUUGAAGAACAAUACUGGGAACUGGAGGGCUUGUCCCUUUAUACUUGGAACCGAGUGCUGUGAACGACUGGCUUACUAUGGAAUUGCCACAAAUCUGGUUAGCUACCUUACAAAAAAGAUGCAUGAAGGGAAUGUUAGUGCUGCCACAAGUAUCACCACUUGGCAAGGCACUUGUUACCUCACUCCCCUCAUUGGAGCUGUCCUUGCUGAUGCUUAUUGGGGAAGAUAUUGGACAAUCGCUGUCUUCUCCACUAUUUACUUCAUUGGCAUGUGCACAUUGGCUAUAUCGGCAUCUGUUCCUGCCUUGAAGCCGGUUGAAUGCAUGGGUUCUUCUUGCCCUACCACCACUCCUACCCAAUAUGCCGUAUUCUUCUUGGGCCUAUAUCUAAUUGCACUAGGGACCGGCGGUAUCAAGCCAUGUGUGUCUUCAUUCGGUGCUGAUCAGUUUGAUGAUACCGAUUCAAGAGAGCGUAUCAAGAAAGGCUCCUUCUUCAACUGGUUCUACUUUUCCAUCAACAUUGGUGCUUUAAUUUCAAGCAGUUUUAUAGUUUGGAUACAAGACAAUGCUGGGUGGGGACUCGGGUUUGGAAUUCCCGCAUUGUUCAUGGCACUUGCUAUUGCUAGUUUUUUUGCGGGAACGCCUCUAUACCGAUUUCAGAAACCCGGUGGGAGUCCUAUCACAAGAGUGAGCCAGGUCUUGGUUGCCUCACUCCGCAAGUGGAAUGUGAGUGUCCCGAUAGAUAGCAGCCUGCUAUAUGAAAGUCAAGAUAAACAUUCUGCGAUUGAAGGGAGCCGAAAACUUUUGCACACGGAUGAAUUAAGUUGCCUUGACAAGGCGGCAGUGAUAUCAGGUGCUGAGCUGAACACAGGGAACUAUACUAACGCAUGGCGCCUCUGCACAGUAACACAAGUGGAGGAACUGAAAAGUUUGAUUCGUAUGUUCCCUAUAUGGGCAACUGGGAUAGUGUUCUCUGCCGUUUAUGCCCAAAUGUCAACAAUGUUUGUGGAGCAGGGGAUGAUGAUGGAUACUUCCAUUGGCUCCUCCUUCAACAUCCCUGCAGCAUCCCUCUCUUCUUUUGAUGUCAUUAGCGUCAUCCUCUGGGUCCCCCUCUAUGAUGUCAUCCUCGUACCCAUUGCUAGGAAUUUCAGUGGGAAAGAGAGAGGAUUUUCCGGAACCCAACGGAUGGGGAUCGGGCUUUUCAUCUCGGUCCUCUGCAUGUCAGCUGCCGCUUUGGUCGAAAGCAGGCGGUUACGGUUUGCCCAACACCUUGGUCUGGUUGACGUAGCGGUCCCCGCACCAGUCAGCAUCUUCUGGCAGGUUCCUCAGUAUUUCUUGUUGGGGGCCGCUGAGGUUUUCACAUUCAUCGGGCAGCUCGAGUUCUUCUACGAUCAGUCUCCUGAUGCCAUGCGUAGCUUGUGUAGUGCCUUGGCACUUCUGACUAACGCAUUGGGGAAUUACUUGAGCUCCUUAAUUUUGACUGUGGUAACUUCUAUUACCACUCGAGGAGGGAAGCCUGGAUGGGUUCCAGAUAACUUGAACAAUGGUCAUCUUGAUUACUUCUUCUGGCUCUUGUCUUUCCUUAGUUUCCUCAACAUGGUUAUAUAUAUCUUUUGUGCAAUGAUAUACAAAUCCAAGAAGGCAACUUGAAGGUCUAUCUUUAUCCCUUGGCCUGCAUCGUUUUGGCUAGAAAUGGGCAUGACCAUGUUGUCGAUGUCGUGCAAUCACCGAUAUUGUGAUAAGUGUGUGGCAACUAGGAAAGUCGUUAUGCUUCUGAUUAGUGUCCUGUGGCUAGUGGCGGUGUAACUUUGCCUGCAUAUGGACAUGGAUGAAGUAAACCUUGUGGAAGGCUUGCUUUCCUUUUCCGUCUAUUAUGCUUCCCACUAUGAUCUGUAGUCUGUACCAUAAAUUAGAAACUCAUUUAGAUGUCUUUAUGUACUUUAUUUAUCAUUUGUACUAGUUAGAUUCCAUUAUUUCAAUUCAAUUUGAUCUUGUGAUGUAGAUUUGAAUGGGGAUGUGCAGAUUUUUAGGUUGAACGCUAUGAACCUAUUCAUUUAGAUUGCAUUUAGUGUUUAUUAAGGUUUGAUGUGGUCUACUAUAACAUGAUC